This is a messenger RNA of Chelmon rostratus (copperband butterflyfish), 1272 nucleotides long. It is a transcript of the gene gdf2, whose product is annotated as growth differentiation factor 2. NCBI's taxonomy places the organism in Eukaryota, Metazoa, Chordata, Actinopteri, Chaetodontiformes, Chaetodontidae. Gene Ontology annotation, molecular function: cytokine activity; growth factor activity. Gene Ontology annotation, cellular component: extracellular region. The record is from RefSeq and is a predicted model, not a curated record. Gene Ontology annotation, biological process: SMAD protein signal transduction; BMP signaling pathway. The transcript is spliced from 2 exons. Bases 1 to 1272 code for a protein of 423 amino acids.
AUGCAGAGCUCCAGAUCAUUCCUGUUCCAGGUGUGUCUGAGUCUGGUGAUUUCUAUUGGCUCCUGCACCUGUAAACCUCUCAAUAAUGACAUCCAGAGUGAAGACCCUGAGGGACUCUACUCUCAGCUGUCAGAGGAGGACCUCCUGGAGGAGGAAGACACCGACUCCAGGAUGGAGAACCUCCUGGGAACCAUGAAGGAGGGUUUUCUGAGGAAACUCAACCUGUCGGACGUUCCUCAGGAGCACAGCAAGAUCUCCCCUCCUCAAUUUAUGAUGGAGCUUUACGACAAGUACGCCUCGGACAGCUCGGCAAUCCCCCAGUCUGAUGUCAUACGAAGCUUCACCGUCCAAGAUGUCACUUUCUCUGUGACAAACGGCACGAAGUCAAAGCACAGGCUGCAGUUCAACGUCAGCAUCCCCAGCCACGAAAAGAUCACUACUGCUGAACUGCAGCUCUUCUUCCUCCCAGAUCCCAGGUCAGGGGUCGCCUCCCGCAACUACAAAGCCACCAUCAAAGUCUAUGAAGUGGAUUAUGACAGUUUCUCAUCCACUACCCAACUGCUAGUUGGUAAAGAGGUGACGGGCUUGCAGAGCACAUGGGAGACGCUGGACGUGACCACGGCUGUUCAGAGCUGGAUCAGGUCGAGCCCUGGAGCAAUUGUUUUUGAUGUGGUGGUGGAUAGGAAGGACUGUGGGGCUCCUAAAGGCGGAGAAGAGGGAGCAGGCUGUUUAAAUAUGAGCGUGUCUGUUGGGGAUAACACCUCAGCCGCUUUAAUCGUCUUCUCAGAUGACCUGGGUAGCAGGAGGAGGGAGACAAAGAAGGAAUUAAGAGAGAUGAUCCUCCACGAGGAAGAAACCAUCUUACACUCCGGCGCUGACUGGAACAGAGGAGAUCAGCUUCCAAACCAGAUCCCAGAGGCUCAGCAUCCGCGGAGGAAGAAAAGAAAGGCAGAGCGGGAAUACUGCCGACGGACCUCUCUCAAAGUGAACUUUAAGGACAUCGGCUGGGACAGCUGGAUCGUGGCGCCUCCGGAAUAUGACGCCUUCGAAUGUCGAGGCCUGUGUUACCACCCGCUGACGGACGAAAUGACCCCGUCAAAACACGCCCUCAUCCAGACACUGAUGAACAUCAGGGAUCCCAAGAAGGCCAACAUGGCGUGCUGCGUUCCCAUCAAACUGGACCCCAUCACAGUCAUGUAUCAGGAGAACGGACGCCUCACUAUAAGAUACCUUUACGAAGAGAUGAAGGUGGCAGAGUGUGGCUGCAGGUAG